AGAUUGCCAACCGUCCACCUCUCUCUCUCUCUCUCCCACGCCACGCCACGCCACGCUUCUCCUCCUCCAGAUCCGGUUCGCCUCGCCGGCGAUGGCCGAAGAUCCGGCGGGGUCCCGCCGCUGGCGGUGCGACGCCGGCGACGAGCACGGCUGUUGGCUCUCCUCCUCCGCCGGCGGCGGCGGCGACGACCACUUCGACCGCCUCCCCGACCCGCUCCUGCUCGUCAUCUUCAACCGCAUCGGCGACGUCAAGGCGCUCGGCCGCUGCUCCCUCGUCUCCCGCCGCUUCCACGACCUCGUCCCCCUCGUCGACUCCGUGCUCGUCCGCGUCGACUGCGUCAUCCCCGACGACCCCGCGUCCUCGUCGUCGUCGUCGUCCUCGCCGUCCGCCGCGCCAUCCUCCCCUACGGCGUCCGCGCGCGCGCGCACCGUCUUCUCCCAGAUCGCGCGCAUCGUGCUCGGCGGCAUCGUCAAGCCCAUCCAGGCGCUCGGCCAGAUACUCUCCCCCGCCAACUCCGCCUCCGUCCUCGCAGCAUCCGUCACCUCCUCCCCCUCCUCCUCCUCCUCCUCGUCCUCCUCUUCGCCGCCGCUUCCCGGUGACGUGUCGCACCACUCGCCAUCGGAGGUGCUCCGCUCCUUCAAGGAGCUACGCCGCCUGCGGAUCGAGCUCCCCGCCGGCGAGCUCAGCAUGGAAGAAGGCGUGCUGCUCAAGUGGAAGGCGGACUUCGGGUCCACGCUCGGCAGCUGCGUCAUCCUCGGCGCCUCCUCCGCCGGCAAGGACGGCGGCGCGGGAGCAGCUCCCGCUGUUGACUGUGGCGAGUCCGACGAGACAGGGAGUAUUCCGGAGUCGUUCUACACGAAUGGGGGGCUGAAGCUGCGGGUGGUGUGGACAAUCAGCUCGCUGAUUGCUGCGUCUGCGCGGCAUUACUUGCUGCAGCCGAUCAUUGCCGACCACACGACGCUGGAGAGCCUGGACCUGACAGACGCCGAUGGGCAGGGAGUGCUCACCAUGGACAAGUGGCAGCUGCAAGAACUGCGGGUGAAGCCGGUAUCGGCAUCUGGGGGCUCACACAGGACGCUGAUGCCAGCGCUUAGCAUGCGGCUGUGGUACGCGCCUCACAUUGAGCUGCCCGGGGGUUUGGUGCUGAAUGGAGCAACAUUGGUAGCCAUUAAACCAACCGAGGAGGCAACAAGGGACACGGUUGGGAGUGGGAUUGCUGGGUCUGCAGGUGGAUGCUGGGUUUCAGAUGCCUUUGAGGAGCCGUAUCGGACAGCCGUGGGGAUGCUCCUGAAGCGGAGGACAUAUAGCCUUGAGAUGAACUCGUUCUAAGCUGAUGGCAAUUUGGAAGUUCUAUCCGUGAGGAUGUUAAUUUAUUGCAAGUUGCAACUCAAAGUACUACGCGGCAUAAGAAAUGGAGUAGAAGUUCACUGGCUGCCUGUUUUACUCCGGCACACGCCCUACCCAGACAUGCUGCAAGUUCUUAUUUAACGCACUACUUGUCUUGAGCAUCUGUCAGCAAGGACCUGAACGGAGGCUAUACAACCGAUGAUGACGAGAAGCCGAACAUGCAUCCUAGUUUGUUGGAAUUGCUGGGCUACUCAAUGUUGAGCUUGUUGUUUGCCUCUUUGAGGAAGCCCGUACCUCUCCCAGACGUUGGUAGCACGGAUAAUUUGUGCCAUGCCAAGCUGUUAAGUGCUAAUCCUAAUUUAUCUUCCAGUACUCAGGAGUCCUGUACCGUACUUUUUGCAGAAAAAGUUUGUAGUAGUACAUGCGAGGUUACUCUGUUUCUGUACAUCAAUAUUCAAGGGCACAACUAGCAGAAUCUUGUGUAAUUGAGCACUGACGUACGUAGCAUUAUCAAUUAUGCAGUGAAUCCAAGUGCUUACGCAUGCAUGUGUUUUU
Oryza sativa Japonica Group (Japanese rice) is the source of this 1903-nucleotide messenger RNA. Its product is annotated as F-box protein At5g46170. The record is from RefSeq and is a predicted model, not a curated record. Gene Ontology annotation, molecular function: protein binding. Lineage: Eukaryota; Viridiplantae; Streptophyta; Magnoliopsida; Poales; Poaceae.